Molecule: messenger RNA, 3905 nt
Organism: Alosa alosa (allis shad)
Lineage: Eukaryota; Metazoa; Chordata; Actinopteri; Clupeiformes; Clupeidae
Product: glial cell line-derived neurotrophic factor-like
Biological process (GO): peripheral nervous system development; negative regulation of neuron apoptotic process; positive regulation of branching involved in ureteric bud morphogenesis
Molecular function (GO): glial cell-derived neurotrophic factor receptor binding; receptor tyrosine kinase binding; growth factor activity
Source: RefSeq, a predicted model, not a curated record
GCUUGUUUCCAAUAAACCACAGAUCUCUUUGGAGACAUUCUAGGAUCAAAAUAGCGCGUAACGAUGGAAAUCAAUGGCUGGCUUAAAGUCUCGUAAAAUUUUCAAGAUUUUUCAAUGUUCUGGGGACUUCGCAUUAUCAUUUAAUGGUUCAGAUUGUUUCAAGUUGUGUGGAUUCGAUCGGCACGGCUGGGGUCCGAGUGUUGUCUUCUUCACCGGAGGAGUAAUUAAUUUAUUCCCUGGUCACAUUUAAUUAAAAGUAUUCCACCAGACGCCUAGUAGUCUACUGCUCCUUUCGGCUUUCGCCAUCAACUCCCUGAAAAGAAGUCCUGAUGUCUUCAUUUGACUCCUUGCAGUUGUUGAUGGUAGUUCUCUAUCAGGUUUCCUCCGUGGAUCGUAGCAUCCUGUUAUUGGGCAACUCGAUUUUGACAGAGCAGUCCGUCGCGCACUGACCCGGGACUACAGAAGCCGCGGAUCGGUGUGUGCGUUGGAGACCGAACUGAUUGCCGUACCAGCGGCUAAUUUCAAGGUAUUGGCGUACAGCGCUGAACUGGUAGUGGAUUCUAUGAAUGGGUGUGGAUUUUCUUCCUCUACGACAGUUUGCUCGCUGGAUAUAUAUAUCAUAGAUCUUUUUGGAUCAUUUCAUGCACCAUUGUUGACCUCUUUUGGAUCUUAGAACGAUUUCAGCAAAGGGUCUGCAUGGGCCGGAUUUAAGAUUCCUUCUGAGGAACUGAGUCUAAAAUGAAGUUAUGGGAUGUUCUGGCCACGUGUCUCUUGCUCCUGAGCUCCGUCUCCACGCGCCCCAUCUUUCCAAAGCUGCAGCCCGUCAAGAGGCCUCCUGUAGUGGGCUUGCAUCGUGACUCUGCUGCCCUGUCUGUGGAGGACUCUCUCAUACACCCCUACUCCCAUCCAGAGCGCCUGCACAAAACCUCCAUGGAGCAACAAUAUGAACUUGAAGGCCCAUACCCUGAUCAGUUUGAUGACGUUAUGGACUUCAUUGAGGCCACCAUCGGUAGAUUACGCCGCUCUCUAAGAGUCGAUGGAAGUUCCCAGGGCCGGAGUGGGAGACAGAGACAGAGUGGAUCGCCAGGCACGGACAAGGGGGACAGGGGGGACAGGGGGGGCAGGAAGGGCCGAGGGGGCAGGAGGAGAGGCCAGGGUCGGAAGGGCGGCCGCUCGGGGAAGGGUGGCCGGGAGGAGCAACGGACCGCGACAGUGGGCCGAGGGUGCCUGCUCCGUGAGGUCCACCUCAAUGUAACGGACCUCGGGCUGGGCUACCAGACCAAGGAGGAACUUAUCUUCAGGUACUGCAGCGGACCCUGCUCGGACGCGGAGACCAACUAUGACAAGAUUCUGAACAAUCUGACCAACAACAAAAAGUUGGACAAGGAGAAGCCCUCUCGGGUUUGCUGUCGCCCAAUCGCCUUUGAUGACGACCUAUCUUUCUUAGACAACAACCUAGAAUACCACAUUCUGAAGAAGCAUUCCGCCCGGAAAUGUGGUUGUGUGUGACAAAGACAGAGAGAGAAAGGACAAAAAAGAAAGACAGAGCGCCCAGUGGACUUCACUCAAAGGGGUGUCCACUGCAGGUGCCAUGGCCAGUGCAUACAGAGAGACCUCAUGUGUAGAAGCCGAGCUUGGGCAAAAUGGUGGUGUGGACGUUGGCCAGUUCCUGAACAGGUGGAGUGCAGGGACUCUCCUGUGAUCGUCCAUGCAGACUGAGAAUCACAUUUGAUACAGUGUGACAAGUCAUGCAGGUACAAGUCAAGGUCAAAACCUCAGUGUUCAUUCAUGUAAACUUACACAACUCACUAACUCACACUUAACAGUCUGGCAAGAAAGACAAAGGUAAUGCAUGACACCUCCUAAGAAAUAGCAUAACACUAAGACUCACACCGCAAACAAACACACACACACACACACACACACACACACACACACACACACACAGUCAUUCUGUUACCCAACUUUGCUGCUUUAGUUCAAGCCCUUCAGGAUAGAGGACGCAUUGUUUGUGCUACAUGGGGUUCUUUGGUUGCCGAAGAACUGCUCCAAUCACUAUGUGGCAAAUGCCUCUUAACGUUUACAUUCAGUAAGGAGUCAUUCACCCUGGCCCAGGAGCAGCAACAGAUGUUUUUUUAAGUAUUAGAAAUCUAUCAAUUUAUCUAUCGUAUCUAUAUCAAUGUAUAUGUAUAUAUAUAUAUAUAUAUAUAUAUAUGAGAAAUGUAUUUAUUGAGAUUUAAUUAACUUAUUGUUAUUUAUUACAAUCUGUCGUAUUAAGAGUGUUUCUUGUUUUAUUUUGUUUCUUUUUUUUUUAUUUAUUUGAAGAGCUUUUGAGUCUUUUUUUUUUUGGAUGGUGCCAAACGUGGAGCGAGUCGUUUCCUGCAGCAGCCGUAAAUAAUCAAAACAAUCUGUGAGAGAAAGACGGAAACAGAGAGCGCACUCAUCACGGAUGUCUCUACUAACAUCUGUGAUGUUUAGGAAUAUGGUAAUUUUUGUAAUUCCGCACACAGACAUGUAUUCCACUGAAACUGCAGAAAGGUUGGGAAAGGGGAGAGAAGAGCAGAACAGAUAGAUGUAAGGACCAACUCCCCCACCUUAACAAAAAAAAAAACAGAAGAAAAAAAGAUUUUCUGCUCCCGGUUUUUUUGGUACAGCAAUCUCCACCCUUGAGCACAUACUCACCACUAUACACCCCUCCAACUCAACUCUCAAUUAUUUUACAAAAGAAAAGAGAAGAGAAAGAACCUCAACCAAAGAGGGCCCAAAAGCCCUUUAGGAGAGCAAUCAACUGUUUACUCUCAUGGAGUCAGUCUUGACGUCGGGCCUGCAACUCCUCAAUUGCAAGCAUCUGUUUACAGGAAGAAAAUACAUCCCUUAGCAAUUCUGUUUGUUUCUGUCCAUAAUAAAGUUACUGUCGUAAGUGCACACGGAGAGGGGAGCAGUGGUUUGCCUCACGGUCAUCAACAAGCACAAACAGAAUGGCCUCGUCUCGUCCUGCUCUCCUGAGUGGUGGACGAUUCCUCCCUCACUUCUGGUUCCGUAUGCUCGUCUGAAAAGAGCCCUUUAAGUGGGCGCUGACACUACCGGAGGCUGACGAGGAUAGUUUGACUCACGGAUCAGGGCUUAGGGAAAUGAUUGUCAAACACAAAGGUUAAAGCACCUCUACUGGCUGGUAGCCCCCCUCCAUCCCCUACAGUUUAAGUCCAAUUAAGUUUCAGUCUUCUGCAAAUGCCCCCAAAUCAUCACACACUCAACAGAUGGCUGAAGAUUGCCCCUGCUUUCAGGUAGUGAUCCUGUCCCCUAAAUUCCCUGAAAACAAGAUAAGGGUAUGUUCAAAUAAUAAGCGCAAUCUGGACAAACCAUUCCUUGGUUAAGAUACAAUGGUCUCAGGAAUUGGACAAAAAAAAACCAAUUAGAGCACUACAAACCCAUUUAAAUGAUUAAAACCAGAAAACCAAGAUCCCUGACUAUAACUGGCCUAAAGCUUAAUACUAAGCACAGAGAAUAGCCACUGAUUAUAAACUCUCACUUGUGUAACAUCCCGUGAGGAUUUUUUCCCCUCUCCUCUUCCUUUACAGUUUGAACAGUGCAGUUCACUCAGACACAGAAAACCCCAAGGCCAGACCCUGAUGUUGCUCUGGAUUAGGGACCUGAAUCAGUGCUCACUCUACAGGAACGGAGCCAGCUUUACGCGGUAAUCCCCGCCGCACACAGAACAAAUCCACUGAAUUGAGAAGAAUUUAGGCCAAACCCACUGGGGGGAGAGGGAAACACACUACAGCUAAUAGUCCUUUUAGCACCGGAAUCAUUUGAUCAACUGCAUUUACCUUCACAGUUGUUAUUAUGACGUGUGUGUGCAAGUUUGCUUCAGAAGAGAAGCCAUGUGAGGCAUCAUAAUAUCAACA